AUGAAGUACUCUGCGUACGCAAUUGUCGUCCUUUGUGCGCUGAGUGGAUUAUCAAAGGCUGAGCAAGCGUAUACUGUGAAAAAUGAAGCUGUUCAAUGUUUUAAUGGUGACGUGGAUAGCAUCUAUCAUUGUGAAUUGAAACUCGUUGGACGACAGCGUCUACUUAAUGGCACCAUGUCAGUCGACGAGGACAUGACCAGCGAACACUAUACAUUUCAAGUAGAGGUGUUCACCUCCCCACUGGGCGAUGAUCAGUUCAGGCUGUUGCCUAUGGGUGUACCGCGCACCGGCGUUUGUGAGGGUCUUCGGUAUUUGUACACCAAACAGGUGCAGCCGUCGGUUAUUCAGGGGAAACACACCAAUUUCCCUUUUGUGCCUGAGGAGGGUCUUUGUCCUAUACCGAAAGGUGAAUACUUCAUAAAAAAUAUAGAGUACGACACCGAUUCUUGGCCAAAUCAAAUACCGCGUGGCGUUAUUAAAACAGUAAUAACAUUUUUCAAAGACGGAGUAAAUAUUGGCGGCUAUGUAAUACGUAUGCUCGUAGAAGAUCGUAAAUGA
Molecule: messenger RNA, 558 nt
Organism: Rhagoletis pomonella (apple maggot)
Lineage: Eukaryota; Metazoa; Arthropoda; Insecta; Diptera; Tephritidae
Exons: 2
Coding region: 1-558 (185 amino acids)
Source: RefSeq, a predicted model, not a curated record